GCAGAACAAAUGACUAUCUGUUAAACCAGGCAUAGCAAUCACAUACGAAAGAUACGUUCUUUGCGCGAGUUAGUGGUGCGCACGAGUUAUACACCACGUGCGUUUAUUAAGAUCGAUUGUAAAAAAGAAUGCUCCCAGCUGCGUCAUGCCUGCUCACUUGGCGGUAUUGGCACGGGCGCUAGGGUGCUAUUGAAAACCACGAGAAGCAAGGGUACUCCUGCCAACGUGAGCUCGAACUUUCAGAUUGCUCACCGGUGAAAUACGGUCGACAUCACUGCGAACCCGAGCAUGGCCGUGCGCUUGUUAGUCGGUGCGCUGACAUUCCUGUUGGCCACCCUGCCGGCACAAGCGUCGGGCAGGUUUCUCGGCAUGUUCGCUGCCCAGCAGACCCCUAUUGACCCCUGCUACGAUGAACUGGGCCAACCUCGUCGAUGCAUCCCUGACUUCGUAAAUGCUGCUUUCGGAAAUUUGGUAGAGGUGUCCAGCGUGUGCGGGAAGCCACCCAGUCGCUUCUGCGAGACUUCGACCAGCCAGAGAGGAAGAGUGGAACGGACCUGUGACAUCUGCGAUGCCAGUAAUCCUAGCCGUAGUCAUCCGGCAACUUACCUGACUGAUUUGAACAACCCCAAUAAUGUAACUUGUUGGAUGUCGGAGCCUUUGAGUAGUCAUAUUCACAACGUGACACUAACUUUGAGCUUGGGCAAGAAGUACGAACUAACUUAUAUUAGCCUACAGUUUUGCUCAGAAAAGCCGGACUCUCUGGUCAUCUAUAAAUCCACUAACUUUGGCAAAACCUGGCAGCCGUUCCAGUUCUACUCCAGCCAGUGUCGUGCCGUCUACGGAAAAUCCACCCGUGCUCCCAUCACUCGAGCUAACGAACAAGAAGCUCUGUGUACGGAUCCUCAGUCGAACGUGGACACUUUAGCUGGUGGAAGGAUCGCCUUCAGCACGUUGGAAGGUCGACCGUCAGCGUACGACUUUGAUAACAGUCCUGUGCUUCAAGACUGGGUCACAGUUACUGACAUUAGAGUUGACUUCAAUAGGCUAGCCGGCAACACAGAUUACAAUGAUAAUGACACCCACAGUAUUAACGAAAGUUUCUACUACGCCGUUUCUGACUUUGCAGUUGGUGGACGUUGCAAGUGUAACGGCCACGCUUCCAGGUGUAUCCCAGACAAAUCUGGAGAAUUGGUAUGCGACUGUAAACACAACACAGCCGGCAGAGACUGCGAGAAAUGCAAGCUCUUUCAUUUUGACCGACCCUGGGGAAGGGCCACUGCCCAUAAUGCUAACGAAUGUGUCGCUUGCAACUGUAACCUUCACGCCAGGAAAUGUCGGUUUAACAUGGAAUUAUACAAGCUAUCCGGCCGCACCAGCGGUGGAGUCUGCUUGAAAUGCCGGCAUAACACGGCUGGACGCCACUGUCACUACUGUAAGGAAGGUUUUUACCGCGACAAUAGCAAGCCCAUCACUGACCACAAAGCCUGUAAACCAUGCGACUGCCACCCCGUGGGGGCGUCGGGACGAACUUGUAACCAGACUACCGGUCAGUGCCCCUGUAAAGAUGGCGUCACUGGAGUAACCUGUAAUCGCUGCGCCAAGGGUUAUCAACAGAGCCGAUCCCCUAUUGCUCCGUGCAUCAAAAUCCCACGCAUAGAUGUUGUCACUCAGGCUCCCAGAAAAACGACUCCAGAUAAUUGUGGAAAAUGCAAAAAACGGAGCAAACGUGUGAAUCAGAAGAGAUACUGCAGAAGGAACUAUGCUAUGCUCGCCACAGUACUAGCAAGUGAAAGAUACGGACAGAAAUGGGUACGGUUCACUCUUCAUAUCAUGCAAGUUUGGAAGUACGGACCCACAAAGCUACGAAGAGGCACAAUAUUCUACUGGGUCAGGGUGAAACAUGUCGACUGCAAGUGUCCAAAACUUAACCUGAAGACGUCUUAUCUGAUUUUGGGAAAAGACAAAGGAAGACGCAAAAGGCCAGGACUUACCUCCAAUAGUAAGACAAUUGCCAUAAGAUGGAAGGACAAGUGGGCAAGACGCGUACGUCGGUUUGAACGACGUGAGAAGAGCAGACGAUGCAAUUGAUGACGUGACAUAUUCUGUAAUCCAGUUAAAGCGUCAUGGUUGUGUUUCAUGCGCUCUUUUUUUUUCUGAACAUUCGAACAAAACAUUUAGGUGUACGCCAGUGAAAAAAAUGUAAAUAUAUGUAACUGUCUGUAUUAUGUACGUAACCGUUCCUCCACAAUGCUUUUAUGCUCUCAUCAAUGGGCAAAAUAUGUGCCAAUUAAAAUUGUACCAAACUUUCGAUAAUGGCCUAAUUUAGGCCUAAUGAAACUAAUUUUUGCAGAGCCAUUGUGCAUAACGUCUGCGAUAUUAUUUUCACUUGCUGCUUGUAAAGUUCCUAUACGUGUUUAUAAUAAGUGAUUUUUUUUUUAUUAAAGCUUAAUAUUUAUAUAUUAUUACUAGGAUUAAAAUAUGAUAAGUCUGACUACCGAUAGAUAUUUCUUUGCUUCUCAAACGGGUUUAUUUGAACGUUGUUAGAUGGAACAAAAGUUUAUCACCACCAAAUUAGUUUGCCUAUUUUAAAAAUCAGCAUUCUUAUGUAAUCGGUAGUUUCAAGGCUUAGUUUUUCAGUAUAAGAAAUACUAACCGAAAGUCGUAUAUCUUGUUUUGAUUAUUACUAUUUUAAACAAACUUACAAGGUAAACAAGCACAAAAACAACAUAACCGAAUUCAAGAUAUUUGAAAGAGUGAAAGUUUAUAUUUGGUCAGAGAUAACGGGAAUUAAUCCGUCAGUGGUUAAUCUAUAAAACAAAAAAUAAGUAACCUUUUAACUUUUAAAUCUACGCUCUACGUCGUGACAAAAAUAAGGUAUCCUUCUUCUUGAUAAUUAAAUGGGUAAAUUUAAAUUGAUAAUCUGACGAAACAAAUUAUAUAUGUGUAUACUUACUACCUUCUUAAAUGAUAUCCAUUGGAAAAUAACAUCAUAACAAAAGGUACUACCACAAGGGCGUUUUAGCCAUAAAGCUUUUCAACUUUGAAACAUUACAAAACAAAUCUACAUCAAUAUAUAUAUAUACACACACACACACACAUACAUAUAUAUAUAUAGAAACUUCUUAUUUUACAAAAGUUUCCAUGUAAAGAAGGAUCCAUACGAAUAAAGACAGAGCCAAAGGAACGUAAAAAUCUGAAAAUGAGCAAAGUAGGCCAUAUGGAUUUAAAAGCAAGAAACAUCAAUGAGAAAAGCUAUUCUACAUCUCAUAAUUAUUACGUUCGUUCAAACAGAAAAUAUAUAUCUAUAUAUAUUCGUAGGAUUACCUCUUGGAAUAUACCAAAGACUGACACGGGCGUCAUUUGUUUGGUUUAUAAAAUCAAACAUUAAGGUAUAAUAUCCAAGCUGGUGCUUUAAGUAUGAUUUAUUUUCAAUUUUAAUAAUUAAUUUAAAACUUUAACAUCUACAACGACAAGUGCAUCAACAUAGUGUCUUAAAAUCCACCAACUGAUGUAGGCUUAUCUUGUGAAUUUUUACAGGAUAUUGUUGCAAGCUUCCUAUGAAUUCACCUCAUUGGAAGGUAUUUAUUAUUUCAAAAGUUUAGUAUAGAGUUUAUACUAUGUUCUUUCACAGCUACUAUUGGACAAAAGGAAAAUACAUGUAAAAAAUGACGAGAAAAAGUUUUAGUCCAGUCCUAUUUCCAUAAAAUCAGACUUGCCAAGACAUUUUUGAGUAGAAUAUGGUAUUCAGUGAUGUUUAUGCGAUUUAGACCUGCUGAUUCUGAAAAUGUUCGUUUUUGAACCAAAAAUUAAUCCCUUUUAUUUCCGACCUUUCUAUCUUGAGUUAUAGUGAUUGACUUGUAUUAUGCAUGGAGGCCAUUUUGUUUUUGUACAUUUUUGAGUUCCAAUUGUAAAAUUAAACUUGAUAUACAGCAUUUUUAGAAUCAGCACGUUUAAAUUGCAUAAAAACUACAUAUAUCAUAUGUUAGCUCGUAAGUAGCAAUAGCAUUUCCAAGAAUGGAAGAGAACGUCAUUAAGGAUUAUCUCCUUGAUCUUUACUGAAGUAAACUAGUAUAGACGUUAACGAAUAUGAAUAUAAUUUUAUUAUAUUUCACGUGUUACAAUUUUUUUUCUAAAUAUACAAAAAUUACUUCUGGCUCAAACCUAUAAACUUCAUGUUCCGAAUCCCUUAUUCAAUUUUUCAAUUAGAUGACGAAAUGAAACUGUGUAAAAAUAUACUAAUAGGUGAAAACUUAUCUCUAGAGCACGUUGGAAGUUAUUGAAAUAGACAACCUUCUGAGUUAACUGGUUAUUAUACUUAAGACAAUGUCUCUAUUUACUUACUUGCAUCUUUAUCAUCAGACCUUAUAAAACUUUCACAAAUGAGCUAACAUAUCGUGUACUCCUCAGUUUAUUAGGAAAGCUAUCAAUUAAAAACAAAAACAAAUUCCAAUGUCUUCAAACAAUCGAUGGAACAUCUGUGAUUGAAUUUCUGGUUUCUGUUUUGUUGUCAUAUUCAAUAACCGUAACUCGUACAGAAAAUUUUACAUGCUAUUUUGAAAAAAAUAAAAGUUUAUUUUAACGUUGCAUGAACGUAUAGUUUGAGUAAAGUGGGAAGUAUAGUUAUGUACAUGUAAUUUCACCCUGUUUGAAGCUUGAUAACAGUUUAAAUGUUUAUUUAGUUGAGUAUUCUUUACCUUUCUGUGUUUGAAAGAAAAAUAUUUUUUGUACUUGUAUUUUUUCUGUGUAUAUAGGGUCCUCAGAAUACGUGAAUAUAGAUCAAAUAUACACACACAUAUAUAUAUAUAUAUAUAUAAUUUUUAUUACCUUAAACUAUGCUUAAUAUGUUAAUGAAAUUUAAAGAAGAAUGAAACUUCUUAUGUAUCAAACAAGGAAGUAUUUUUCAGUUUUAAAAAGGUUUUGAGUAGAUUAAGAAUUUUUUUACAAAAGAAAGGUAAAAGCUAUUAUUCUGUCUGGAAAAAAACAGUUUUUGCAAUUUAUCAUGUAGUUUUACACAUUCUUGGUUGAACUGAAAAUAAAUAUUUCAAGAAAUAACAUUAAUAAAAUAAACAAACACUUCUUAGCAGGACCAAUAAGGUUUUCCACCUUUAAAACUUACACAAAUUGUUUGAACAUUUUCCUUUUUGCCUGUCUUAAACCUCUGCUAAUGAGGUAUUUUGUGGAGUAUCAGAACCAAACAAGUAAGUGUAUGAUGGAAAAUCAUAUACAGUAAUUACUGUGAUCUUUCAUUACUCAGUUUCCAAAACGGUAUUCAAGAUUAUAUGUAACGGUAAAAACAGUACUUAUUUUCAGACGUUCCACAUAUUAACUUGAUGUAAUUUCUGACUUAAGUUUAACUUUUGGACUGAUGUACUUUCGUUCGUAUACAUGGGAAGUCUCUUCAUUUUAAACAUUUAAUCUAAUUUUUCAGUAAGCGGCGAAAGACACUAUGAAGUGUGAACACGUGCCAAAAAUGAAAAAAGUUUGAAUCUUAGAUAAUUAGGUAAAGAAAAAUCAACACUAAAACGCCUCUACGGCAUACAAUGAUAAAAUCCAUAAUGCUCAACAAAUACCACAGCACAAAACUAAAAACGUUUCUUCCAAAUUGGUUCUAGUAUUUACAUAUUGUCUGUGUUUGAUAUGUUUGUGAAUCAUAUCACAGCUUAUUAUUAAAUAUGCGUGGUUCAUAUUUUUGUAAGUGUUACGUGUUUGCUUGUAAACGCUAUCUCCACACGAAAAAGGUACACAAUGAUUCAGAUGAUGUUAACUAAGUAUUUAUUGAUGCUCUAUUAGUUCUAAGUUAACGCUUUACAAAGAGUAGUACUUGUAUCGUGUGCUGUAGUUGACUUAGUUUGUAUAUUCUGUGCUCUUUUGUAUUCUGUUGUAUAUGUACAAAUGUUAAUAAUUAUCAAAUCAACGCAUAAUGUUUGCUGCUUUUCUUCUCAGUAAUCAAUAAUGCUUCUCGAAAUAUCUGUCUUAAUGGCAAGUUAGCAUACAAGUGAGUGUAUUUAGAGUAACUGUUUACAUUAAUAAAGGAUUAUUCUCAGCUUUGAUUUGAAUAAAGCAUUCUUAUUCAAGUAAGAAUAUGCAGUAUUGUAGUGUUUAGUGAAUAUUAUGUUGUGCGUAAAUUGUAGCAAAAAUACUUGCCUUUUAGCAGUACAGAAAUGUCGUGAAUACAUACAUAUCUCUAUCUUAUAUGUAUUGUAGAAAUAUUGUUGUUAAAUAUCUUCAGUACAUUCAGUGAUGUAAAUUACACGUAUGUAAAAGGCUAAUGAUGUAAUAAUGAUAAUAGUUUCGGCAAGUAAAAUAAGUAUUGUAGAAAUAUUGUUGUUAAAUAUCUUCAGUACAUUCAGUGAUGUAAAUUACACGUAUGUAACAAGCUAAUGGUGUAAUAAUAAUAGUUUCGGCAAGUAAAAUAAAA
Molecule: messenger RNA, 6418 nt
Organism: Limulus polyphemus (Atlantic horseshoe crab)
Lineage: Eukaryota; Metazoa; Arthropoda; Merostomata; Xiphosura; Limulidae
Product: netrin-1-like
Exons: 7
Coding region: 289-2088 (599 amino acids)
Molecular function (GO): protein binding
Source: RefSeq, a predicted model, not a curated record